Messenger RNA from Cantharellus anzutake, 508 nucleotides. RefSeq lists its product as uncharacterized. NCBI's taxonomy places the organism in Eukaryota, Fungi, Basidiomycota, Agaricomycetes, Cantharellales, Hydnaceae. Gene Ontology annotation, molecular function: calcium ion binding. The transcript has 7 exons. Gene Ontology annotation, cellular component: myosin II complex. The record is from RefSeq and is a predicted model, not a curated record. Bases 15 to 404 code for a protein of 129 amino acids.
CAACUCCCCCCAUAAUGGCUGAUCAACUAUCCAAAGAGCAAAAGUCUGAAUUCAGGGAAGCAUUUUCCUUGUUUGACAAAGACGAUGAUGGAGCCAUAACUACGGGUGAAUUGGGCUCGGUUAUGCGUUCAUUGGGUCUGAACCCAACAGAGGCCGAACUCCUUGCCAUGAUUAGGGAAGCGGGCGUCGACUCAAACAAGACAAUCGAUUUCCUUGAAUUCCUGGGGAUGAUGGCAAGAAAAAUGAAGGAUAUAGACAGCGAGAGCGAGGCUAGGAAGGUGUUCGAGGUAUUCGCUGAAAUGCCCAACAAGGACUACCUCACGGCUGCAGAACUUGAAGAAGUUGCCUCCCGCUUCGGGGAUGACCGUGAAGUAGAGUUGUUCAAGAUAGUGAUGAAAAGCUAGAUCACACUCGCAUCAUCGCCCUAAAGAAGUCUACUAAGCGCUAGCUAAGACUGCUUCUGUGGCUGACUCUCCUAUUGUCGUCGGUUAUCGCAACGAGAUGAAGU